Molecule: messenger RNA, 655 nt
Organism: Capsicum annuum
Lineage: Eukaryota; Viridiplantae; Streptophyta; Magnoliopsida; Solanales; Solanaceae
Exons: 3
Coding region: 219-527 (102 amino acids)
Source: RefSeq, a predicted model, not a curated record
AGCUCAAUGGCAAUACCGUAGUUAAAUACGACUACAUGCCUUAUUUGUUCCUUAAAAUCUCUUUAUAUACUUAGUUUCUUUAUUCGAUGACGAUAUAAUACAUAUCUAUAGCACAACUAUAGGCCCCUGAGCUUUCCUCCUACGAGCUUGCUUUUCUUAUCUCCAAAAGAAUCCAUUAAUUUCUUUUUUCAAAUUUACUUUACUGUUCAGUUUCUGUAAUGGAUGAUCGCAAGGAGAAGGCUGCACCAUGGCUAUCAGUGCCACAAUUUGGAGACUGGGAUCAAAAGGGUGGUGUAAUGCCAGACUACUCAAUGGAUUUCUCAAAGAUAAGAGAGAACAGGAAACAGAACAAGAGGGAUUUGUCAAGAGCCAGUCUUGGAAAUGAGGAAGAACUUAUUUCCUCAGCUAAUAAAAAGUCAAAUACUGUUCACUCAGCCCACAGUGAUGAGCUCCAUUGCCAUCAAAACCACUCUCCAACUACGAGGAGAAGCAUAUUCAGCUACUUCAACUGCUGUGUGAAAGCUUGAAGCUCAUGGGAUUUAUUCUUGUAUUUUUCUAACUUCUAUGUAAUGAUAAUGUUUCAAGGUGAUUUUAUGGUACUCUUCUAUGAAAUCGGACCUAUUCUGGCUUUUGAAGAUCAAUUUCUUAUCAAGUA